AUGGAUCCGGACAGUCAGCGGCCCAAAUUGCCAACAAAGCAGCUCGCCAUUCUGGCUGUGGCGCGUUUCGCUGAACCGUUGGCCCUGACCUCGGUGUUCCCUUACCUCCCCGAGAUGAUUGCCAGUUUCGGCGUGGAGAAGAAGGAGAUCGCAAAAUGGGCCGGUGCCACGAGCGCAGUCUUUUCACUUGCCCAGAGCUUGACUGCUGUUCCUUGGGGACGGGCCUCGGACAAGGUUGGAAGAAAGCCCGUCAUCAUGAUCGGGCUGCUCUGUACCAUGACUUGCUUUCUGAUUUGGGGUGUCUCAACGAGUCUUGCCAUGGCCAUCACUGUUCGAGCAAUUCAAGGAGCAAGUAACGGAAAUGUCGGAAUCAUCAGAACCAUGGUGGCCGAGAUGGUGCCAGAAAAAGAGCUGCAGCCAAGAGCGUUCUCCAUUAUGCCCUUGGUCUGGAGCAUAGGAUCAAUCUUUGGUCCUGCCUUUGGUGGAUUCUUUGCCAAACCUGCCGAGCGAUUCCCCUCAAUAUUCGGCAAUAUUGAAUUCUUCAAGGCUUAUCCCUUUGCUCUGCCAAACAUACUCGGAUCAAUCAUAUUCCUCGUUUCCGUCACGACCGGCACUCUUUUCCUGAAAGAAACACUGGCAAGUAAGCGUGACACGAAGGAUUGGGGUCUGGUGCUCGGUGAGCGGAUCAAGGCAGCUCUCCCAGGACGGCAACCUAAGCGGACGAGACGCUAUUCAUUCCAGGACGAUGAGGCUUCAGCACCGUUAUUACGCUCAGACAUGUCUCGACAAGCCAAUUCGAAAUCAGCUGCCAAACAAGCACCCCCAGCACCGCCAUCGUAUCGUUCAGUCUUUUCACGGCAGUCCGUCAUUAAUUUGAUCUCUUAUACCUUCCUGGCCCUUCACUCCGUCGCCUAUGAUCAAAUCCUUCCUGUUUUCCUCAACUACCCGCGCGACGAACAUGACCCAGCUGAUUUCCGACUCCCCUUUGUCUUUACUGGAGGCUUUGGUAUGAGUUCAGGAAGUAUUGGAACUAUUUUCACCGUUUACGGACUAGUUUGUGGUUUGAUUCAGUUCCUGAUAUUCCCCCCAUUAUGUUCCUACUUUGGUGUUUUGAACUGCUUCAAGGCGUGUGCCGUCACAUUUCCACUUGUGUACAUCGUGACACCAUUCACAACUCUGAUUGAAGACGAGACUACGCGCGUGUGCAUGCUGCUAGUAGUCAUGUCGGUGAAAGCCUGCUGCGUCAUCAUUGGUUUUCCCUGCACCACCAUCUUGCUCACAAACAGUGCGACAAGCCUGAACAUUCUCGGCACUCUGAAUGGAUUCGCGACAACUUUCAGUGCUUUGGGCCGUGCCUCGGGACCAGCAUUGGCCGGUGGUGCUUUCACUUGGGGUGUGAGAAAUGGUAUAAUUGCCAUUCCGUGGUGGCUCCUCGCUGUUAUUGCAGCGAUUGGAGCGAUUCCGGCUUGGUGGAUCGAGGAGGGCGAUGCACCAUCAACAUCUGCAGCUGCUUCUACCCCAGCAUCCGACUCGGAUGCUGAUAGCCAAGAGACCGUCAUCGAGGACAAUCGCACCACCAGUCCCGAAGCAUCGAGGUCGCGGGCCAUUGUCUUUGCUGAUGGUGCGGACCAGUUGAAUGCUCGAGAGGAUGAUUCCGUGAUUCAUGAUCCUACAGGUCAUGAUGACCUGCCCCUCGUGGGAAGCAUGCGUAGCAAUAGCGGCAUGGACUAUGCCGGCAUGACAAGACAGGGAAGCAUAUCGAAAAAUUCUGGGCCAAGCUAUGGGUCCAUCAAGAACUAA
Molecule: messenger RNA, 1800 nt
Organism: Pestalotiopsis fici W106-1
Lineage: Eukaryota; Fungi; Ascomycota; Sordariomycetes; Amphisphaeriales; Sporocadaceae
Exons: 4
Coding region: 1-1800 (599 amino acids)
Biological process (GO): transmembrane transport
Molecular function (GO): transmembrane transporter activity
Source: RefSeq, a predicted model, not a curated record